Pipistrellus nathusii (Nathusius's pipistrelle) is the source of this 312-nucleotide messenger RNA. The record is from the annotation of a GenBank genome assembly. NCBI's taxonomy places the organism in Eukaryota, Metazoa, Chordata, Mammalia, Chiroptera, Vespertilionidae.
AUGAAGGGCAACACUUUAUACAGAAGGCAUCAAGCCCAACCUAGAGCCAUGGAGCACGCCCCUCCCUUAGUUUUAUAUAGUCGCCAGGGGGAUAUAUUUUCUAGUGAAUUCUUAUUGAAAGCCAGGUCUCUCCUCUCAUUAGGUCAAAGGGGACUCAUGUACAUACUACAAUGGAAAGUGUUUGCUCAUAAAAUCAGUUACAAAUAUGGUGAAUUUUUUCUGGACCAUAGUAAUAUUAUUUCAAAGAAAUAUUACAUCUUAACCAUUAAAUUAGUACUUGAAGUUGAGCCUUCGUGGUGGGACUUUUUUUAA